AUGAGUAACGAUAAACCUCAGUCUCCGCCCCGUCAUUGGCACGGGCCUGUUGGUAACCGCUAUGAGCAUCACAAUGUAUGGGUGGUAGGAGGUCCUCCCUCAUCCUACAUGGCCUCACGACCUUCGACAUCAACUACCGAUGCAUUUGCCACCAGUGAAAGGCGGUCCUCCAGUGCAUCCGAUACCUCCGCCAACGCAGGUGAACGCAGCCCUCCUCCGUCAGUCGGGGAACGGAGGAGAUCUAGUGCUCAUGGUCCGUCGUCGUUGUUUGAGAGCCUAACCAGCCAGAAGCGGAACACGAAUGAUGGCUCCCUUGCAGCACGAAGACAGAGCUGGAGUGAGCAGUCACAGCCUGGCGGUUUCUUUUCAAAAUGGUGGUCUGGAUACACAGGCGGUAAUAAAUGA
Molecule: messenger RNA, 405 nt
Organism: Aspergillus versicolor CBS 583.65
Lineage: Eukaryota; Fungi; Ascomycota; Eurotiomycetes; Eurotiales; Aspergillaceae
Exons: 2
Coding region: 1-405 (134 amino acids)
Source: RefSeq, a predicted model, not a curated record